AUGAAUAAAAAUGUCAAGGAAAGCUCGGCGCGAAAACGUAAAAAUAGUGAUGACUUCGUUAACUCUCCAAGUACCUCCAGCAUAUCCACCAAGGACGAAUCACCUCCACAGAGCUUACCGGACCAACCAGAUAAGUUACUUGGCUUGGAAAAUAAACUUUCGAAGAAAAUUCAAACAUUACUGCCUAGAUUCAAACAGUAUAUCGUCUACAAUCCUUUGGAAUACGCCGCACAAGUUCACGCCACGUACGUGAACAGUUAUUGCAAGUCAAGCAAAAAAAUUCUUAUAAUCGGAGAAAAUCCCGGCCCUUGGGGCAUGUGUCAGACGGGUGUUCCGUUUGGCGAAAUAGAUGCCGUGAGAGAUUGGCUCCAAAUAUCGGGUCCAGUUGGAAAACCACCUGAGGAACAUCCUAAAAAAUUAAUUCUGGGUUUUGAUUGUCAUAGACGUGAGCAAAGUGGUAAAAGAUUGUUCGGAUAUUUUCGUGAAUUGUGCGGAAGCGCCGAUAAUUUUUUAAAACAUACAUUUUUGUACAACUACUGUCCAAUUACCUUGUUGAACAGAGAAGGCGGCAAGUAUGUUAAUCUGAAGGAAUUGAAGAAAAAGGAUAAUGAAGAGUUAUUCUCUGCGUGCGAUGAUACACUGAUCGAUGUAAUAAAGUUACUUGGAAUCGAGCUUAUCUUAGCUAUGGGAAAUUUCGCAGAACAAAGGGCAAAAGCUGCUCUUGAAAAAGCUCUCGACGCGGGCGAUAACCUAUUAGACGUCGACUCAAUCCGCGUGUUGCGUGUGCCACAUCCUAGCCCCAUGUCGCAAUAUGUACGAAAGGGAAAAUGGAAUGAAAUGGUCAAUGACAUACUCACAGAACACGGAUUAAUGCAGUAUUUUAAAAACGAUCAAUCACCAAUCAAAAAUACAACGAUAGCUAAUAAACGUUAA
This is a messenger RNA of Nasonia vitripennis (jewel wasp), 933 nucleotides long. RefSeq names its product single-strand selective monofunctional uracil DNA glycosylase. Bases 1 to 933 code for a protein of 310 amino acids. The record is from RefSeq and is a predicted model, not a curated record. Lineage: Eukaryota; Metazoa; Arthropoda; Insecta; Hymenoptera; Pteromalidae. Gene Ontology annotation, biological process: base-excision repair. Gene Ontology annotation, molecular function: single-strand selective uracil DNA N-glycosylase activity; oxidized pyrimidine nucleobase lesion DNA N-glycosylase activity. The transcript is spliced from 3 exons.